AUGGUCAGGUCGACCAGGGAGCGGGUGGAGCUAGAGGGGGCGGUGGAGGAGGCGGUGGGGGUGGCGGGGGGAGUGGGGGUGGCGGUGGGAGUGGUGGCGGGAGUGGAGGUACUGGUGGUGGCGGUGGAGGCGGAGGUGGCGGCGGAGGUGGUAGCGGAGGAGGCGGUGGGAGCGGUGGGAGCGACGGUCCUGGUGGGGGAGGUGGCGGUGGAGACGGGGGUGGCGGUGGAGGCGGGGGUGGCGGUGGAGGCGGGGGUCGGGGUGGCUCAUCCCAGCGGAACAGCUCUGGGGGUGGUGUGUCCCAGGUAG
Molecule: messenger RNA, 309 nt
Organism: Closterium sp. NIES-65
Lineage: Eukaryota; Viridiplantae; Streptophyta; Zygnematophyceae; Desmidiales; Closteriaceae
Source: the annotation of a GenBank genome assembly